This is a messenger RNA of Gastrolobium bilobum, 1340 nucleotides long. RefSeq names its product cation/H(+) antiporter 15-like. The transcript has a single exon. Lineage: Eukaryota; Viridiplantae; Streptophyta; Magnoliopsida; Fabales; Fabaceae. Bases 1 to 1230 code for a protein of 409 amino acids. Gene Ontology annotation, cellular component: endomembrane system. Gene Ontology annotation, biological process: regulation of pH. The record is from RefSeq and is a predicted model, not a curated record.
AUGAUGCUUGGUAUUAUAAUAAUGACUGUGCUGGUAUCUCCCUUGAUCAAUGCUAUAUACAAGCCAAAAUUUCGAUUUAAGCAAUCACAGCUAAGAACUGUACAGAAGUUAAGGAGUGAUGUAGUGCUUAGAGCUGUUGCUUGUGUCCACAAUGCUCGCCAAGCCACCGCAAUGACACGUGUCCUUGAAACAGUAAAUGCCACAAGAAUUUCACCUUUACAUGUAUUUGCACUUCACCUUGUUGAACUCACUAGACAUGGCACUGCUCUUCUUGUAGCCCAAAUGGAACAUUCAAAUUCAAAUGCACAUGGUGGAGAACAAAAACUCUAUGAAUCACAAGCAGAGUUUGAGAGCAUAACCAAUACAUUUGACGAAUUUGUAGAAGGAUACAAUGCUGUUAGAUUUGAGACAUCAAGUGUUGUGUCAACUUAUGAAACUAUCCAUGAAGAUAUAUACAAUGUAGCAGAAGAGAAAUUUGCAAGCUUAAUUAUCCUUCCUUUUCACAAGGAGCUAAACUCAGAAGGUGUACUAGAAACAACUAACACUGCACAAAGUGACAUAAACAAAAGUGUUCUACAACAAUCACCAUGUUCUGUUGUGAUCUUUGUCGACCGUGGACUUGGAUCAUUAUUACAAACAAGUUUGAGGAUUGUUGUGAUCUUCAUUGGAGGACCGGAUGAUCGCGAAGCCUUAUCUAUAGCAGGGAGAAUGGCAGGGCAUUCAGGAAUUCAAUUGGAUGUGGUAAGAGUACUUUUGUUAGGUGAAGCUAAGGAAGAAGAAGAAGAAGAGAACACAAUGAACAAUGAUGCAAAUGAGUUAUUAUGUACAGUUAGGGAUAAUGGGGUACAGAAACAAAUGGAUGAUGAGUAUAUAUUUUCCUUCAGGCACAAGGCAAUGAACAAUAAUGAGUCAAUUGUUUAUUCAGAGGAAGAAGUGCAUACAGCAACAGGUGAAGAGAUUCCUUUACUACUCAAUGAGUUAGACAAAAAUGACUAUGAUUUGUACAUUGUUGGACAAAGUUGUGGUAGAAACUCUAGAGUUUUUUCCAAGUUGUUGGAAUGGUGUGACAAUCCUGAACUUGGGGUUAUAGGGGAUAUUGUAGCUUCAACAAGCUUUGGUACACGUGCUUCGUUGCUUGUUGUGCAGCAAUAUGAUUCUGGUUCAAAGCGUAAAACUCAACAUCAAAAGAAAUGUCACCAAAAGAAUGAUGGUCCUGAGAUGAUGUUGUGAAACACAGAUACAAAGAUUAGAUAUUGCAGAUUAAGGAAUGUUUUCUAUAUUUUUAAGAUAAAUUUAUAUGUAUAUAAUUCUCGUGAUGUAGUUAAGUAUUUGGAUUCCCA